GGUCUUUGUUAGCGCUGUAGGGAACGGGCUGUGUUAGCACUGUAGGGAACGGUCUGUGUUAGCGCUGUAGGGAACGGUCUGUGUUAGCGCUGUAGGGAACGGUCUGUGUUAGCGCUGUAGGGAACGGUCUGUAUUAGCGCUGUAGGGAACGGGCUGUGUUAGCGCUGUAGGGAACAGGCUGUGUUAGCGCUGUAGGGAACGGGCUGUGUUAGCGCUGUAGGGAACGGGCUGUGUUAGCGCUGUAGGGAACGGGCUGUGUUAGCGGCGUAGGGAACGGUCCGUGUUAGUAGCGUAGGGAACGGUCUGCAUUAGCGGCAUAGGGAAAGGUGUGCGUUAGCGGCGCAGGGAACGGUCUGCAUUAACGGCGUAGGGAAAGGUGUGCGUUAGCGGCGCAGGGAACGGUCUACGUUAAUGCCUGUUGAUCAGAUCUCAAACAGCCUUCUCGUGAUCUUAGUAGUUCCCCUAACCCUUUGGAAUGAUGUCACUCUAUCCAUCCCUGGAGGACCUCAAGGUGGACAAGGUUCUGAAGGCCCAAUCUCAGUUUGUUCAGGGCACCUCCUCCACCCCGGCCAUCGCGGAAGAGGCCUACCAGCCCCAGGAUGGCGGGCCGGGUCCGGCAGUGUCAGGUCUCUACCCGAACCUCCAGGAUCUGGGAGACUACAUGGGCCUGAGCCUCAACAGUGAGGAGGUGCAGAGGAAUCUGGCUCUCGUGCCUGUUUCAGAUAGUGUGUCGGUGUCCUCCAGCCUGGGGGGCAUGGUGCGGCCGGUGACGGGGGCCGACGUGGGGUUACGGAGGGCCGAGAUCCGGCCGGGCGUCCGCGAGGUCAUCCUGUGCAAGGACCAGGACGGGAAGGUCGGGCUGAGGCUGCGGGCCAUCGACAACGGCGUGUUCAUCCAGCUGGUCCAGGCCAACUCGCCCGCGGCGCUGGGCGGCCUGCGCUUCGGGGACCAGGUCCUGCAGAUCAACGGGCACAACUGCGCCGGCUGGAGCCUGGACAAGGCCCACAAGGCCCUGAAGGCCGCCGCCGAGCAGCGCAUCGAGCUCGUCGUCAGGGACCGGCCGUUCCAGCGCACCAUCACCAUGCACAAGGACAGCUCUGGCCACGUGGGAUUCGUCUUCAAGUCGGGCCGCAUCUCGUCCCUGGUGAAGGACAGCUCCGCCGCGCGCAACGGCCUGCUGACCGACCACAACAUCUGCGAGAUCAACGGGCAGAACGUCAUCGGGCUCAAGGACUCCCAGAUUAAGGACCUCCUGACCACCUCCCCAAAUACCAUGACCAUUACCAUCAUGCCCAAGUUCAUCUAUGAGCACAUGGUGAAGAGAAUGUCCAGUGGUCUCCUGAGGUCAGCGAUGGACCACUCUGUGCCUGAGGUGUGAGAAUGUGAGCAGAACCAUCCUCUCUGGCCAUUCCCAAUGGGUUUAUAUUUCACUGGGGAUCUCUCCCUGUACUGAAACACUUCCUUUAGCACAAUCAUCACCAUCGUCAUCAUAACACAAGUUGCCUCUUUUUAUCGUAGUACACAAGUUCUUGUGCUUAUUCUUGUGCUUGUUGAUUAUUCUUUGUCAUUUUUUAUAUAAUCGACCAUUAUAGCCAAGUAUACUAUUAUGUCUUUUUUAUUUGACAGUGCACCUUUUUUAUUUCAUGUGACCCAUCCUUACUUGGCCAGAGUUUAGAGCUUUGGCAUUCAUCGUUCCAUCAAUUUGCGGGACCAGUGCUGUAAAACUGAAUAACCAACAGGGUAACUGUAACGUAAUACUUGUUCAAGAUCUGAUUGACAGUUCCUGGGGUAAAGCUAAGUGUCCUUGAGUCCUUCUUUGUAAGUGCAUUAUCUGUCAAGUGUCCCUUUGAUGACAGGUCAAGCUGAGCUUUCUUUUCAUUAAAGGGUACUAGGUGGAGUUAUAAGCUUUCUCUUUGGAAAGUCGUAUGCAGAACUACACAAAGCAUGUCACAUACAUGGUUCCUAUGAAUCUGACUGUGUCCCAUAAAACAACUUUUCCCCAGGUAAUUGUUUUUUGCAAAUAGCCAAAGGUGGACUCUAAGGUUGGAACACAUUCAGAUGUACGGGACAAGAUAGAAAUAAAUAAUUUUGCCAUAGUGGGUCCCAGAAAACUGUAUUCUAAUUGGUAGCAUAUUUUUGUUUUAAAGUGCGUUUUAGGUAUAAAUUCUUUGACAGCUAUUGCAGUCAUCAAGUAAAAUUUUAGAGCUUACAAAAAAUGUGGAUAUAACAUCAAAAUAAUUAUAAGAAUAAAAAAUCCUUCUGGUUAAAAUCA
This is a messenger RNA of Anguilla anguilla (European eel), 2272 nucleotides long. It is a transcript of the gene sdcbp2, whose product is annotated as syndecan binding protein (syntenin) 2. Lineage: Eukaryota; Metazoa; Chordata; Actinopteri; Anguilliformes; Anguillidae. Bases 476 to 1378 code for a protein of 300 amino acids. The transcript is spliced from 9 exons. Gene Ontology annotation, cellular component: cytoplasm; plasma membrane. The record is from RefSeq and is a predicted model, not a curated record. Gene Ontology annotation, molecular function: protein binding.